AGGUUCUCCUGCAGAGGUGGAGCAACGCUCAGAAGCUGACGAUCUGAUUGGUCGGCGCACGUCGGUUGGCAAAGUUAUCACGUGAUGCGAGCUGUAGAAUCAAAACAAAACUCAGUUGUGUGGUAACUACCCGAAAUCUUGUCCUUUCUAAACGCAUACUGACAGAUUAGAAUCGCCAUAUUAUCGAAGUGAUCUCGUGAUCAACUGCACGGAGUACCAGCGCCGAGUCACACAGGAAACCAGCGGGAAUUUGUCAUCAUUUACUAGUCACCUUGGAGUUUCCUGGGAAUCAGACGCCUUUGCGGAGGGCCGGCCCCCUGUGGCCAGGCGUCAUGGUUGAACUGGGAGGAGGACAGCAAGGGCCUCCUCGGUCGCAACACUCCCUGGAGUCGUUGGGCUUGCGUCUAGCCGAUGUGGAAGGCGCUGACCAGUGGCUUUCCAUGGAGCACUUCAGCUUCGACGGCACCGAAGAGGCCCCGGUAUCCAACUUUGUCAGCCAGGAAACGGAAAAGAGCAACGAGGCUGCUCCUCCGGCCGAUUUUCCAGAAGCGUACGGACUCUGGGAGAUGGAUUCGGACGACCCUUACGUCGCUCAACGCACCACGAGCCCUGCUUCCAUGUGGAGCGCCGACCUGGACAAGCUCGACGCUAUGCUCCAGGGCGACAAGCCCGAAAGCCUCAAGGAUCCGACGCUGGCCGAACUGAACGCGCACGAAGAAUCCGGACUAGACGCGCUUGACGUCAACGAACUGCUGGCCGCAGAUCCCGCGCUCAGCUGCGCUUUCGCGGCGCCGCCGUGGGGCGUUCCGCAGUUAACGGAACUUCUGGCAGGCCGGCAGCCGAUGGCGUGCAGCUUGCCCGUCGUUCCCGUUCCGGUAGCGAAAACGACGACGACGACGAACGUAGAGACGAGCGACCGGCUCUCUAGCUCGGCUCCCGCUGGAGAAGGGCCCUGGGCGGACCGCAACACGGAUCCCUCUCUAGACGAAGGAUUCAGCAGCCAGGACUCGGAUGACGGUCUGACUUCGGAUUCGCACGCGAGCGACGAAGAGCCAGCGUCGCCCCAGGAAGGCACCAAGAAAAAGAAGAGGUACUUCUGGCAGUACAACGUCCAAGCCAAAGGUCCGAAGGGACCGCGGUUGUCGGUGUCCAAGGAUGGCGGUGACCCGCACGUCUUACACGACGUCACGGAUCCCGUGUUCAGCCCCGAGUGUCACCUGGAAGGGGUCAAACACGCGGGCAAGGCGCGACGGGGUGACGGCAAUGACCUGACGCCGAACCCGCGCAAGCUGUACAGCAUUGGGCUGGAGCUCAAGAAGCUCGGACGAGUCAUCAACGAUCUGACGCCCGUCAGCGAGCUGCCGUUUAACGCGAGGCACAAGUCGCGCAAGGAAAAGAACAAGUUGGCUUCCAGGGCCUGCCGGCUGAAGAAAAAAGCCCAACACGAAGCCAACAAGCUCAAGCUGUACGGAUUGCAGCAGGAACACCGAAAAUUGCUGGCUGCCUUCACAGAAGCCAAGAGAUUCCUGCGCGAACGAGUGGAGAACGCCCAGGUGGGCAACCAGGAACCCCUGUCGCCCCAGUUUGAGGCCAUCAUCAAGAAGAUAGGUACUGAUCGAGUGCCCGUCAAGGUGGCCGGACACUCAACCGAGUUUGUCAACCGCGUGCUGAGCAGCAUCGCGUCGGGCAACACUGACGGGGGCCUCACGGACCUAUGAGGCGACGAUCGAUUGCGGUGGCCAUGCCAGCCCUGCGUGGGUAAACGAUGCUGUGAUAUGAAAGUGAGCUUGUCGCUUGGAACUUUUCUGGGGGAAAACUGUGCGCCGGGCUGGCACCGGUCUCAACCAUUGUUACGGGUGCUGUUCUUGCACGACUUGCUGUCAGCCUUUAUUGUUGUUACGGUUGUUGUUGUUGUCGCACACUCCAGUCACACCUCUUUGUUAGCUUUUUUAGUUGUGUUAGAACAAGUUUUAGCCUUUUAAGCCGCACGUUCGGGCCCGACCUCAUGAUUGAUUUUGACACCUGCGUGAGCCGUGUGUGUGACUGCGUAGCCCAAUGGGUAAUUAAGCUUAGCGAUUAGCGUGGUAGUGUUAGUGCUUAUGUACGUGUAUGUUAAGUUUCCAGUCAUAACUAGUUUGAGGAGCUGUGUAAAUACUGUGUAUAAACGUGUACAAAUAUAAAUAUAUAUAUUCUUGUAACUGUUCUAAACUUUGAGGUUCCAAAGCAUCGUCAGCAAAAAAAGAGUGAUGUACAAGCGCAUCAACUAGAAGUGCAUGCCUUUUGCCCCCCCCCUUCAAUUUCAUUCCCGUGACAAAUACUCUAGCCUAAGGAUGUGUGGUGACAUCUUUAAAUACAGCGUAGUACACUUUUUCUGUCGUUCUCGUUCUGCGACCGACUCUCUCAUCCAAGGCAGGGAAAGUCUGUACAAUGACCCCGGAUGUUUAGGGCACCUAUCUCUUUCUUUUUUCUUUUUCUUCAGAAGGAAUCAAAGUACUGACCUGAUUAAGACAUUGACUUCACAUUAAGGUGCUAAGAUGUUUUACGUGUCUCUGGUUUUGCCUUUUAGCAAUCGCUGUUUUGACAUUAGCCCCCCAAAUAUCUUCUCUAACACCUACUUUGGCACUGCCCAUUUCUCAAGCACUAAGAACUUGCGAGAUUUACCUAAUUUUUUUCUCUCCAAUAUUGCUUCGUUGAGGCGUAACGUUACCGCUAGCACCCUAAAGGUCCGAGGUCUACCCCAAUGAUGACUGCAGAGGCAUUUGUAUUUCUUGGGUUUUUUUGUUUUGUUUUUUUUUUGUUUUUUGAGUCACUACAAACACUAGUCAACUUGGAGAGUGCCUUUUCACACAUAGUAGAGCAGACCAAUCCUGUGUUGUUGUUGUUUUUUUUCUGUGUGGAAAAGUGUGCAUGGCAAAGGAUGCUGGUAUUAAUGGGUCAUUCCUUCACAAUGAGAUUCUAUGUCAGAAUAAUUGUUGUGGUCUAUGGAGGGAAUAUUUUUGCAGAGAGUUGUACGAAAAAGAAAAGAGAAA
Molecule: messenger RNA, 3029 nt
Organism: Ornithodoros turicata
Lineage: Eukaryota; Metazoa; Arthropoda; Arachnida; Ixodida; Argasidae
Gene: REPTOR
Product: CREB3 regulatory factor-like
Exons: 6
Coding region: 333-1718 (461 amino acids)
Biological process (GO): regulation of transcription by RNA polymerase II; response to unfolded protein
Cellular component (GO): nucleus
Molecular function (GO): RNA polymerase II transcription regulatory region sequence-specific DNA binding; DNA-binding transcription factor activity, RNA polymerase II-specific
Source: RefSeq, a predicted model, not a curated record